AUGACAGCCUGUAAAGUUUCAAUUGAUGAAGGAAGAGCGAUAAGUACAUUAACUUGCUUGGUGGAAUGUAGUCAUACGUUGAAUGAACGUCUAGAAAAAUUCUGGAAAUUGAAAAAUUAUGACAGUGACACGUCGCGAGCGUUAUCUACGAAUGAUAAAAAAUGCGAACAAUAUUUUGAGCAGACAGUUACUCGAACAAGUAGUGGUAGAUUCGUGGUAAAACUACCUUUUCGCGAUGCAGAUUUACCUAUUGGCGACAAUCGAGAAAUAGCUUUAAAGCGUUUGACACAUUUAGAGAAUAGGCUUAAGCGCGACAACGUUAUGCGAGAACGUUAUGUUGAAUUUAUGCGAAAGUACAUUGAUUUAGGCCAUAUGUCAAUUGUGAAACCUACUCUUGGCGAAUACAAGGGAGCGAUCUAUUUGCCGCAUCAUGGAGUGCUAAAGGAAUCUAGUAGCAGUACCAAGUUACGCGUUGUAUUUGACGCAUCUGCUAAGGAUAAUAAGGGCGUGUCCUUGAAUGAUGCUCUCUUAAUCGGACUAGUUUUGCAAGAUAACUUAAUCGAUAUAGUCAUACGAUUUAGAACAUACAAAAUCGCGUUGACCGCGGACUUACAAAAGAUGUAUCGCCAAGUGUUGGUUCAUGAGAGCGAUCGUGAUGUUCAACGCAUUUUAUGGAGGUUUUCACUGGAGGAUUCUAUAAAGGAGUAUCGGCUGAAUACCGUUACGUACGGCCAAGCAUGCGCAUCCUAUAUGGCAGUCCGAUGCUUGAGACAAUUAGAUGUAGAGGGCAAGGAGCGUUACCCUCUUGCAUCACAUACACUAUUGCAUAAUACCUAUGUAGAUGAUAUAAUCUCUGGUUCCAGCACGCCUGAAAGCGCACAGGUGUUGCAAGAGCAAUUAACUUCAUUACUUCGAGAAGGAGGUUUUAAGGCGCACAAAUGGUGCUCAAAUUCCGUUAGCUCACUAAAGGGAGUCCCGUUCGAACCCAAUUCAAGUUUCGAAAUUGAUGCAAAUGAUACUAUUCGAGCGCUAAGGCUUGAAUAG
Messenger RNA from Cyphomyrmex costatus, 1044 nucleotides. RefSeq lists its product as uncharacterized. The record is from RefSeq and is a predicted model, not a curated record. The coding region runs from base 1 to 1044 and encodes 347 amino acids. The transcript has a single exon. Lineage: Eukaryota; Metazoa; Arthropoda; Insecta; Hymenoptera; Formicidae.